Messenger RNA from Leguminivora glycinivorella, 1110 nucleotides. It is a transcript of the gene Pop4, whose product is annotated as ribonuclease P protein subunit p29. Bases 86 to 712 code for a protein of 208 amino acids. Gene Ontology annotation, biological process: rRNA processing; tRNA 5'-leader removal. The record is from RefSeq and is a predicted model, not a curated record. Gene Ontology annotation, cellular component: ribonuclease MRP complex; ribonuclease P complex. Gene Ontology annotation, molecular function: ribonuclease P RNA binding. The transcript has a single exon. NCBI's taxonomy places the organism in Eukaryota, Metazoa, Arthropoda, Insecta, Lepidoptera, Tortricidae.
AUAACCUCUAAAACCAAAACCUAAAUAUCACGAACUACGCGAAUGUUGUGUUUAUUUUUAUUUAAAGAUAUCUAAAAAAACAAACAUGUCUGCGGAAGAUAGUAAUAGCGACAAUCCUAUUGUAAACUUCCUCAAAGCAAAUGUUCCCAAGUCGGACAAAGCUAACAUCGAAGCUGAGCUGAAAAAGGACUUCCUUUUAGCUAAAAAGAAGAGUAAGAAUCCCAAAAAGAAAACUAAAACCAAGAAAAUUCGUACCUUGACGAGAGGUGAAAAAAAAUCAUUAGGUUUCUAUGAUAUACCACGACGUAGCGUUAAAUACGAAGAUGUUCUUCUUAUGCACAAAAUGUGGAGUGAAUAUAUGAGUCAAAUGCUAGAACUGGAUAAGCCAGUGCCUGAUUGUACCAGUAAAGGUUGGGAGCAGUUCACUCAAACCUUGUACCGGUCAGAUUUCCAUGGCAGUUUGCUUCAUGUGGUGCGUUCCAAGUGCCCGAGCUAUGUUGGCAAGAGUGGCAUAUGCAUUAUGGACACGAGGAACACUUUUAAAAUAGUUUCUAAAGAUAAUGUGGUGACGACAGUGCCUAAGUUUUGUUCAGUGUUUGAAAUGCACAUCAAGAAUGUGGCGGUGACUUUGUUCGGGAAGCACUUGUGUGUGCGGCCGGCUGAACGGUCCUCUAAGAAAGUGAAAACUCAGUUACAUCCUGAUCUAAUAUAGAAUUUCAGAAGAUAGUGUUACAAUUGUUAUAAUUGCUAUAGAUUUUUACAAGAAACAGCAUUGUAAAAGCUAGUCCCGUUGUCAGAUAAGUUUUUACUAUUUUUAUGAAAUUAAAAACAUGAUGCAGCAAGAAUUUUAACUGAAAUAUACUAAAAUGUUUGCAGAGAAAUGCUUGCACAAUUUUUUUUUUACUGUUUAUUUCAAAUUAGUAAUAUUACAGUUUCUUAAACCUAGUAGUAAUCUUUAAAAUCUAAGAUUGUAGUAACUAGGUAACAGUAAUUAAUAUUCUUAUAAAUUCAGUUAGCUCCCUCCUUCCUUAGUAGUUCCUGAUACCAAAUGAUUUAAAUAAAACUGAAUUAUUAAUCAUAAUCAUGUAUUCAUUAAAAUAAUCCUAAAGU